Molecule: messenger RNA, 408 nt
Organism: Fraxinus pennsylvanica
Lineage: Eukaryota; Viridiplantae; Streptophyta; Magnoliopsida; Lamiales; Oleaceae
Source: the annotation of a GenBank genome assembly
AUGUUAGGGUUCAAACCUUUCGUACCCUCACCCUUACCCCUCUCUCCCGUCCUUCCCUUUCACAACCUCAAUUUCUGCCCCAUAAAACCCAAAACCCCAAAACAAUUCUCACUUCAUUCACAAAACGACAACAGAGACAAUAACUUGUCUAACUCAGAAUACGACGCCAGCAGUAAAAAUGGCGGAGGUGUUAAUGGACGAUCAAGAUUGAAUCUGAAGUGGACAGAUCUAGUACUUGAUCCGGAUCCGAACAAUAUCGUGGCAGUUGGAUUGAUCGGCAUACUCACACUGACUGUGGUGCAGGUUUUGUGGCAGCUGUUGGUGAUUACAUUUGCCAUAUUGAUUACUGCUCUCAAGUAUACUGCAGUUGCUGCUCUUCUUGUCUGUAUUCUCAUCACAAUCCUUUGA